GUGGAUUUACUUAAAUGAGAUGCCUGCACAAUUCAUCGAUUUGACAGGGCUUACUUGAAAACUGAGGAAGGACAACUAUUAAGCUUGCCCUGUGAGGCCUAUGAAAUGGAGGCCUUCAACGUCACUGCCAACAAGUCCCUGUCUGUGAAUGGAACAGACCACCCGGCCAUGAGCCUUGGCACCAUGGUGGAGAUGGCCUUCAUUAUCCUCGGGCUGGGCUCUCUGAGCCUGGUGACAAUCAUUGGCAACGUCUUGGUCAUUGUCUCCAUCAAAGUCAACAGGAAUCUCCAGACAGUCAACAACUACUUCCUGUUUAGCUUGGCCUGCGCGGACGUCAUCAUUGGCCUGUUUUCCAUGAACCUCUACACAGUUUACAUAGUGGUUGGCUACUGGCCACUCGGCCCGGUCGUGUGCGACCUGUGGCUGGCUCUUGACUACGUCAUGAGCAACGCCUCGGUUAUGAACCUGCUGAUCAUCAGCUUCGACCGCUACUUCUGCGUCACCAAACCGCUCAGCUACCCGGUCAAUCGCACCACCAAGAUGGCGGGCAUGAUGAUCGCCGCGGCGUGGAUCCUCUCCUUCGUCCUGUGGGCGCCGGCCAUCCUCUUCUGGCAGUUCAUCGUGGGCGAGCGGACGGUUCCGGAAGGGGAAUGCUACAUCCAGUUCUUCUCCAACGCCGCAGUGACCUUUGGCACGGCCAUCGCCGCCUUCUAUGUGCCCGUCAUCACCAUGAUCGUGCUGUACUGGCACAUCUCCAAGGCCAGCCGCAGCCGCGUCAGGAGGGAGAGCCGGAGGAUAUCCAGCGACAGCCAGGACAACUACAAGGCAGGUGCCCUCAGCCCAGGAGGAGGAGGAGGAGGAGGAGGGGGAGGAGGCAAGCAGUUCAGGAGGAAAGGGAGCAAAGGUGGGCACAAGGCAGCAGGUGUAGGAGGCCCACAUGCACAGACGCUCAUGUUGGAUGCUGCGGCUGAAGACCCCACCACCGGGGAAGAUCAGGAGACCGAGAAUGACUCCACCUCAGGCAGCGUGCUCGCCUCGUCCAAUCAGAAAGAGGAAGAGGGAGGAAGAGCGGAUCGUGCCGGCAGCAACGGAAACGCCCAGUCGGAGCAGGCCAAUCAGCAGCAGCAUCUGCACCCGAGCCAGAGCAAGCUCAGAUCCAGCUGGUCCAAACUCACCUGCAUCCGACUGCCAUCCCAACCACCACCAGCAACUACAGGCGAUGACAGCUACACACCUGUUAGUGAUGUGACGUUUUGUGAUGAGUCCCUUACCAGGGGGCCAAGUACAGUUCCUCAGAGGAUCGUACAGUGUGCUCUCCAGGCGUCGCCCAAAAAGAGGAAGCGCAGAAGCGCCCCGUCGCGCGAGAAGAAGGUGACGCGGACCAUUAUGGCCAUCCUGGUGGCCUUCGUGGCCACGUGGACGCCGUAUAAUGUCAUGGUGCUCAUCAACACUUUCUGCAGCAGCUGCAUACCAAACUCCAUGUGGACAUUUGGCUACUGGCUCUGCUAUAUCAAUAGCACAGUGAACCCAGCCUGCUACGCCUUGUGCAAUGUCACCUUCAAAAACACCUUCAAACAGCUGCUGCUGUGCCGAUACAAAAACAUUCGCUCGUUUAAAUGA
Engraulis encrasicolus (European anchovy) is the source of this 1620-nucleotide messenger RNA. RefSeq names its product cholinergic receptor, muscarinic 2b (gene chrm2b). Gene Ontology annotation, biological process: chemical synaptic transmission; regulation of smooth muscle contraction; G protein-coupled receptor signaling pathway, coupled to cyclic nucleotide second messenger. NCBI's taxonomy places the organism in Eukaryota, Metazoa, Chordata, Actinopteri, Clupeiformes, Engraulidae. Gene Ontology annotation, molecular function: G protein-coupled serotonin receptor activity; G protein-coupled acetylcholine receptor activity. The record is from RefSeq and is a predicted model, not a curated record. The transcript has 2 exons. The coding region runs from base 106 to 1620 and encodes 504 amino acids. Gene Ontology annotation, cellular component: dendrite; synapse; plasma membrane.